AUGGUUUCUAGGGAGAUGAUGUUUUUGUUCUUCUACCUUCUCAUUCCAUGGAUAUAUUGUAGUCCAAUUCAUGAAGAAUUUAUUCAGUGCAUGUCUGUCAACCAGAAUUCCAUUUCUGAAUUCAUCCACACUCCAAAUUCUCAAUCAUAUGAAAAUCUACUCCAAAAUGCUGAACAAAACCCAAGAUGGUACAAUAAUAAUUCCAGUGCUUCUCCAAAACCUCUGUUCAUAGUCACACCAUAUCAUGACACUGAAAUCAGAGCAACCAUUUUAUGCAGCAAAGAGAAAGGACUACAAAUUCGAGUCAAAAGUGGAGGCCAUGAUUAUGAAGGCCUUUCAUUCCGCUGCCAAACUCCAUUCGUUAUCAUCGAUCUUCUCCAUUAUAAGGCGAUUUCUAUUAAUUUGGAACAGGAAACGGCUUGGGUUCAAUCAGGGACUACCCUAGGGGAACUUUAUUUUGCCAUAUCUCAGAAGAGUGAAGUUCAUGGAAAUCCAGCUGGAAUAUGUCCUAGUGUUGGAAUUGGUGGGCAUUUCAGUGGUGGAGGGAUUGGUACGUUAAUCCGAAAAUACGGGCUCGCGGCUGAUAACGUUGUUGAUGCCAUAAUCGUAAAUGUUGAUGGUGUGUUUCUUGACAGGAGUACAAUGGGGGAAGAUUUGUUCUGGGCUAUUAGAGGAGGUGGAGGAGCUAGUUUCGGUGUUAUUGUUUCCUGGAAAAUCAAAUUGGUUCGUGUUACGAGAACUGUUACAGUUUUCAAUCUACCAAAGCAGCUGGAUCAAGAAGGGACUAAAUUAGUACACAAAUGGCAGCAAAUUUCUCCUAAUCUACCUCCUGAAUUGUUCGUAAGGAUUGUCAUUCAGAAUGAAGACAACACUGUUGUGGGAUUCUUUAAUUCUCUGUUUUUAGGAUCAAAACAGGACCUUAUUUCCUUGAUGGAACAGUGGUUCCCUGAAUUGGAAUUGCGGCCCGAAGAUUGUACCGAAAUGAGCUGGAUUCAAUCUGUUGAAUACUUUGCAGGAUUCCCUGACAAGGUGGAAGUUUUACUCAACAGAACUGAUCAGCGCAAGAGCAAGUUCAAAGCAAAGUCUGAUUUCGUCACCGAACCGAUCCCUGAGAAUGCAUUGAUGGAGAUAUGGAAAAGGUUUCCUGAAGAACAGCUAGGUUUCAUGAUCUUGGAUCCUUUUGGAGGCAAAAUGGAUGAAAUUCCGGAUUCGGAAACUCCCUUUCCUCACAGGAAAGGGAAUUUGUACAACAUUCAGUACUUGGUGAAGUGGGAAGAUGAUGAUGAUGUGAGGCAUGUUAAGUGGAUCAAUGAACUCUUUUUGUUCAUGGAGCCAUAUGUGUCCAAAUCUCCUAGGUCUGCAUAUCUAAAUUACAGAGAUUUGGAGUUGGGAAUCAAUGUGGGAGAGAAUCCAAGGUUUUCAGAUAGUAGAAUUUGGGGGAUGAAAUAUUUCAAGGGCAAUUUUGAAAGAUUGGCCAGAGUGAAAAGCCUAGUUGAUCCUGAGAAUUUCUUUAGGAGUGAACAAAGUAUUCCACCUAUUGUUUAUUAG
Molecule: messenger RNA, 1548 nt
Organism: Oldenlandia corymbosa var. corymbosa
Lineage: Eukaryota; Viridiplantae; Streptophyta; Magnoliopsida; Gentianales; Rubiaceae
Source: the annotation of a GenBank genome assembly